GUUUUUCAAAACUUCUUGACCUCUUUAUCGGUGCAGGCACAUCGAGACCGCUCAGCGCACUCAACGACGACGACGACGAACGACUGAACCAGUGGCGGAAGCAUAGCAGCAAUGGCACAAGCAGAGCAAGUUUGUAUCACCGAGGUCCUCGAUGGGCGAAUCUACCUUGGAAAUCUGGCUGCAGCGCGCGAUGUAGAGCGUCGAAACCAGCUGGGCAUCACACGGGUUUUGUCUGUCUGCCCGGACUACCCGUCGGAGGGCGGUGACCACCACGAGGUUAUCGACGUCGAAGACGAUGAAUAUCAAGAUAUCUUGGUUCACCUGCCUGGAGCAUGCGCGUUCAUCCAGAGAGCUGUUGAUCGGCGGGAAAAGGUGCUCGUGCACUGCAAGAUGGGGAUCUCGAGGAGUGCGACGGUCGUUGCUGCGUAUCUCAUGAAAUCGCAAGGGAUGGAUGCGUCCACCGCGCUACGAUAUCUAACGCAAAAACGACACCAAAUCCACCCUAAUUAUGGGUUCAUCAAGCAGCUAGAGGCAUUCGAGAAAUGCAAAGACGAGGAGAGCCUGGGUCCUUUGAACCCCGUGUACAAAUCGUGGAAGAGGCGGCAUAGGCAGGAUGUUACCUGUUAUUUGAACCGACUGGAGGACGUGGCCCUGAUCAUUCCUGAUCGACUGAUGCUCAUGAGCCAUUUCCCUGAGGACGAGCAGCAAGGCCGAUCGCUGCUGGCGAACAUUGGGAUCACCCACCUCGUUACGCUCUCCCCUGCGGGCAGCAAACUAUUACCCCGGGAUGCGCUGAAAGAUGCACACCACAUCGAGGUUCCUGAGGAAGACCCGGAUUCGGUGAUGGACUUGCUGUUGGGGGCUGUGACUUUCAUCCAACGAGCCGCUGAGCAAGAGGGUCGUUGGUUGCAACGGGACGAGCGACAAAUUCUGAGGAAGCUCGAGCUGUGGUCCAAGAAGGUUCGAGGUUUCUGUGUUGCUGUUCUGCUCGGCGAGCCCCCGGAAGCUUGGCAGCGUCGACUCAAGCUCCUCGACGAGCCCAGCUUCAAGCAGUCACUGGAGGACGCUCUCAGCGCUGCCACCGUGAGCACCGCUAGCGACGUUUCUGGCUCGAGCCCUGGUUCAAGUUCUGGACCAGGUACCCCCCGCGAUGGUGUCACUGAACCACUCUAUCUCCCGAAUCCCGCCGUGAUCACUGGCAAGCCGUUCAAGAUGGAGGGAGUUAUGGAUGCGCUGUCGGCCAUUCAGGAGGCUACGAAGAAGGAGUUUGCGAGUUCGCCUGUUGUUGCGCCGCGGAUUACUGCGAGUGUUGUAGCCUGA
Coprinopsis cinerea okayama7#130 is the source of this 1320-nucleotide messenger RNA. RefSeq lists its product as hypothetical. Gene Ontology annotation, molecular function: protein tyrosine/threonine phosphatase activity; MAP kinase tyrosine/serine/threonine phosphatase activity. Gene Ontology annotation, biological process: negative regulation of MAPK cascade; protein dephosphorylation. Gene Ontology annotation, cellular component: cytoplasm. The record is from RefSeq and is a predicted model, not a curated record. Bases 112 to 1320 code for a protein of 402 amino acids. Lineage: Eukaryota; Fungi; Basidiomycota; Agaricomycetes; Agaricales; Psathyrellaceae. The transcript is spliced from 7 exons.